AUGUCGACCAAGAAGAUGGCGGAAGAGGAAGAGGACGGGUUCGACGACGUGGGCGCCGUGGAGCUGGAUCCGCCGAGCGACGCCUAUGCCCGCCCGAAAACACCUGUAAGCCCUUUUAGCAUUUCGUUCUCGGCGCAUAUUGUAACGCAAUUAUGCUGCAAAUGUAGUUUUCUCGGAGGGUUUCCAAAACAAAAUUCGAAAGAGUCGUGUUCGCACAAACUUGAAGACCAUGGGACUUGUUUUUGCGUUACGAGAGAAGGAAAUUAAAGUAACACUGUCUUGUUCUCUUAUUGUUUUGCAUUCCUGCGCUACGUAUGUUGCAUUUUGAUCGUUAAAAAUCCUGUGGUAAAAUUUCUCUAAGGUUUGUCGUAAUCCAGGGGUCAUACUGAGAAUACCGUCUAUAUAAAUACAAUUUUGGACGAAUGCAUGUCCAGAGGCAAGAGCGUGGCAUUCUAAAAGCACAGCUCAUUAGAAGACAUCCUAAUCACCUAAAAAAUCCAAAAAUUCGACAAUUUUUUAUUAUAGUGGCGGACCUGAUCCAGUGGCAAAAAACGUACCAUUUUGCAUCCGGGAAGUAUCAAAAAAUGUGGCAAAAUGCUUCCCUCUCCAAGUGAAAAAACUUCGUUUCACAAAAAGAGAGGGCACGCUUUUGAAAUCGGAAUCUUUUCACUUGGAGAGGGAGGUAUUUUGCCACAUUUUUUGAUGCUUCCCAGAUGCAAAAUGGUACGUAUUUUGCCACUGGAUCAGGUCCACUGCCGUAUCUUAUUAUAUGAAGUUUUUCUUUCAGAAACGGCAGCUAAAACCGCGCGGGCCCUUGCAACGUCCUAUGACAUCGUUGAAGAGCUUCAACGCUCGAGCAUCAACGUCGUCGGCUUCUUCCAGAUCAACCUCCUCAACAAACGAUGGGCGCGUGGGCACAGCGCAGUCCGUCAACAGCACAGUUUCGACAAUUUGUAAGGUUGUUUUGAAACUUUUCAUACGCUAGAUGUUUACUAUGUAAACCGGCCAAACAAUCAUUUUUUAUUUUUUACACAGCAAGUACAAUCUCAAGAUAACUCAAAUUGCUUGCGUGUUACUUUAAUGCGGAGCCUGGUCCGCCAAUUUUAAUUGAUUAAAAGACGAUUUUUGGCUCGCUGCGUCAGCGGUGGACAUAGGAAAAAAUCGAUUUUGGGUUUUUUGCAUAAAAAUGACCGUCGACAUGUGCUAAGGAAAAGCGAACAACAGUUUUUCUCAAUUCUGCCCGGAAGGCAUAAAUUUGCUUAAAUUUGUCUUUUUUGGAAUUUUCGACCUGGUGACGUGAUAGAAAGAGCAAAUCGCCCAAAAUUAUGCUUGUAUACGUUUUCGACCAUUGGGAAUUCAUUUUUUUGAAAAUUAAGUCUCUCAGAUUACUGUAACAUAGGCAUAUUGUAAUCCGGUCGAUAAAAAUCGACCGUAACUCCUUCGUAUCAAAAAUCCCACAGGAUUUUAUUUCAGAUUCGGAAUCAGCAUAAAAUUCUGCAUAUUAUACACAUAAUGUGAGGUCAUAAUUCCAGGGGGGAGAUCGCGUAGUAUAUUGGAUUUUGGCAAAAAUUACGUUUGAAAGGUCGCGGGUUCGAUCCCCGCUUGGUGCAAAUAUUGAAAACACAGCGGAAAUCGCGUUUAAUGGAUACCUCAGGGUUAUGUGAGAUACAAUAAGCAAUUUUAAACAUUAACGCGUAUCUAAUUGCGAUUAAAACUGAUUUUAUAUAAUUUUUGGAGACUGAAUAUGCAAAAAAUGAAACUGCUUCAAACCGCUUGAAAUUGGCAACACUUAUUCUAGGGUCAAUUAUAAGAAACUUUUGUGUUAACUUUUUUCGGUAGAUCACCGUACCAUGGAUUAUUGUAACAUUAAACAUGAUUUGGUUUUUCGUGUACCACAUGGCGCAGAAAAGUCGGACUGUCGUCAUUGUGCUCAGAAUGGUUAAGAAAGAGUUUUCUUGUGUACAAAAAAAAUUUUAUGGCUGUACCGUUUGGAACGGCCGAAUUAUUUGACGCACUUUCACCAUUUGAUUAUGACAUCAAGACGCGUUACAAUUAAGGGCGAAUUUUCUUUCAGAUAUUGAAAGUGGAUCUUUUCGCUGUCUAAAGCGACUAAUUAAAACGAUUUAUUAUUUUAUGCAAGAAUUUUGAAGAAAAUUGCUGUUAAUCAGGACACGUUUAAUGCUACAGUAAUCCAUAGUACGGUGAUCUACCGAAAAAGUUAACACAAAAGUUUCUUACAAUUGACCCUAGUAUAAGUGUUGCCAAUUUCAAGCGGUUUGAAGCAGUUUCAUUUUUUGCAUAUUCAGUCUCCAAAAAUUAUAUAAAAUCAGUUUUAAUCGCAAUUAGAUAUGCAUUAAUGUUUAAAAUUGCUUAUUGUAUCUCACAUAACCCUGAGGUAUCCAUUAAACGCGAUUUCCGCUGUGUUUUCAAUAUUUGCACCAAGCGGGGAUCGAACCCGCGACCUUUCAAACGUAAUUUUUGCCAAAAUCCAAUAUACUACGCGAUCUCCCCCCUGGAAUUAUGACCUCACAUUAUGUGUAUAAUAUGCAGAAUUUUAUGCUGAUUCCGAAUCUGAAAUAAAAUCCUGUGGGAUUUUUGAUACGAAGGAGUUACGGUCGAUUUUUAUCGACCGGAUUACAAUAUGCCUAUGUUACAGUAAUCUGAGAGACUUAAUUUUCAAAAAAAUGAAUUCCCAAUGGUCGAAAACGUAUACAAGCAAAAUUUUGGGUGAUUUGCUCUUUCUAUGACGUCACCAGGUCGAAAAUUCCAAAAAAGACAAAUUUAAGCAAAUUUAUGCCUUCCGGGCAGAAUUGAGAAAAACUGUUGUUCGCUUUUCCUUAGCACAUGUCGACGAUCAUUUUUAUGGAAGAAACUCAAAACCGAUUUUUUCCUAUGUCCCGGGUCCAUUACGGGCUGACGCAGCGAGCCAAAAAUCGUCUUUUAAUUUGUUACAGCAUCGGGCUCCGAUGACUACUCAAUUUCGUUGCCGUCAACAAAGUCGCCGUUGGUCAUCAAAAGUCAGAAAUCAAACCCGAACAUGUCAAUCACAGCACGAGGUCGGCACAUGUCGCAAGACGACGGCAGGCUCUCUAGACAGUCAGCGAUGACAUCUUAUAGUACCAGCACUCUGGACGUCUCCAAUAUCCAGCUGACUCUGCGAAAAGUCGACAGCAAAGGGAGCUUAAUCAGCACGACCUCGGGCCUUUCGAGUAAUGCGGAAGGAACGGCCGAGAAAACGAAUGGAAACGGGAACAUGCAAACGUUAAUGGUCAAUGGAGAUGAGGAGAGGAAAAUGAGCUUACGUAGGUUGAUUUGAACAUGCAGUAAAUUUAUGCGGACAAGAUUUAUAAGCAUGUUUAAUCCAUAAAACAUUUCAGAUGACACCACUGAAGAAGAGGUUUUGGCAGUGCGACUUCGAUCGCUGAAAACCAGUGUUCUUCCACGGCCGGAGGGACAGGUGACGGUGAUUCAAACUCAGAAUCCGUCAACGGUAAGAAAAAUGAAGAGGGAAUCGACUACUAGUUUUUUAAGUCGCUGGAAUGAUUUCGGCGACAUGCACUAUCAGAAAAACAUAAGUUUACAGUGACGGACCCGAUCCAGUGGCAAAAAUAAAACCGUUUUGCUUUUUUGCAUGUAUUUUUGUAUAUCCGGGCAGCACCAAAAAUGUGGCAAAAUGCUUCCCUCUCCAACUGAAAAAACUUCAUUUCUCACAAAAAGAGGGGGCGUGUUUUUGAAAUCGGAGUUUUUUCACUUGGAGAAGGAAGUAUUUUGCCACACUUUUGGUACUUCCCGGAUGCAAAAUGGUAUGUUUUUUGCCACUGGAUCAGGUCACCCACUGCACUUUUCUCUGUGAAAUUUUCGGUUUUUUCACAGUUCAUGUCCCCGAAAUCACACCAUCGAUUUUGCCAACAUCUUGAUAUGCACCAUUACCCAAAAAUUAUCAACUUUUUUUCCAGUCCACCCAACCGUCCAACGAAGAGAACCGCUGGAAGUCGGCUUCGAAAGAGGAGACCGAGUACAGCGCACCCGCCCGUCCAGUCAGCCAAUACUUGGGCGAGCUGGUGUGGCAGGUCGACAAGAUCGUCUACUGCGGAGGAGUGAAGGCCGUGCAAAACCUCAACCUUCUCUGUCGCCUCAACAUCGAAUACAUUGUCGAUCUGACCGGCGACGACGAGGAGCAAUUGGCUAGGUAUUCGAGGUACGUCCGCACGAGAUUUAUUAUCAUUUUCUGCUUUUAGGCCGCGACAAGACUACCCCUGUUUGUGUUCAAGAAAGACGGCACACAGCCGGAUGACCAUGACAAUCAAUAUUAAGGAUGACUCGCCGCCAAACUCGACACGACGGAUAAAUGAUGAUGAUGACAGCACGGUAAGCUAAUGCUGAGUACAGUGAGAGAUCUGAUCCAGUGGCAAACAACGUAUCAUUUGCAUCCGGGAAGUAUAAAAAAUGUGGCAAAAUGCCUCCCUCUCCGACUAAAAGAAUGCCGUUUUGAACUGCUCGCCUUUUUCCUUCACAAAAAGAGUGGACGCGCUUUUCAAAUCGGAGUUUCUUCACUUGUAGAGGGAAGUAUUUUGCUGAAUUUUUGAUACUUCCCUGAUGAAAAAUGGUACGUUUUUGGCCGAUUGAUCGGGUCUGCCACUGUAAGCGAGAGACGUCUGAAGCGAAUUUUUGGACCGCAAAGUUUACCCGCUAUACGGGUCUGUCGAGAAAAUAUUGCUUCAGCGACGCGAUUUGGCGCACCAGCAUUGCGCUCAUUACUUUCCCGACAGGCCGCUAGACGGGUUUCGCUGUAAUGGCGUUAAUUUUGGCUUUUAAGCCAAGAGUUUUUAAAAACUAACAUUUGUGACCUCUGUAUAAACCAAAUAUGUCCAUAAAAAUAUACGAAUUUUCAGAGCGCCGAAAUCAUCACAUACUUCGAAGACUUGAUGCAUGUUAUUCGUAAAGCCAGAAUUAGCAAUAAGAAAGUUGAAAGUUUUGACUAUUAUAGUUGGGGACCUGAUCCAGUGGCAAAAAACGUACCACUUUGUAUUCAGUCACGGUUAAACAUUGUAUCAAAAAAAUGUGGCAAAAUACCUCCCUCUCCAAGUGAAAAAAAACUCCGAUUUUAAAAGCGUGUCCACUCUUUUUGUAAGGAAAAAGGGCGCGCCCUUCAAAACGAAGUUUUUUCACUUGGAGAGGGAAGCAUUUUGCCACAUUUUUGAUACUUCCCGGACGCAAAAUGGUACGUUUUUUGCCACUGGAUCAGGUCCCCCACCGUAUCUAGAUUUCUCUUUUAUCUGUCUAGUUGAGUAGUAAUCCACUAAUUUCAGAGGAGUUCUGAUUCAUUCCAUAAAAGGUCGAAACCGCGCGCCGGCUUUCGCUGCCGCCUAUCUGAUGAACAUUCAGAGGUGUACAAGGGUUCAGGCGCUCAGCCAGGUCGCUGAAUUGGUAAGGCAAAAGACACUUAUUAUAGUUGCUUUUUCGCGGGGCAUUUCAAAAUUCCCUUCUUUUCAGAUGUCCAAAACCCGGCCGGGAAUGGACGUCUCAAGUACGUUGCACAGGGCGCUGAUGCGAUGGCAAAGCAUGCUCGGAAUACGGUCCAAUGAAAACGUGUUGACUCAACAAACGGCGGAUAUGUUUAGCAUUAAACGGAAAACUGCUUGGAAUUAG
Molecule: messenger RNA, 5649 nt
Organism: Bursaphelenchus xylophilus (pine wood nematode)
Lineage: Eukaryota; Metazoa; Nematoda; Chromadorea; Rhabditida; Aphelenchoididae
Source: the annotation of a GenBank genome assembly